Molecule: messenger RNA, 342 nt
Organism: Dibothriocephalus latus
Lineage: Eukaryota; Metazoa; Platyhelminthes; Cestoda; Diphyllobothriidea; Diphyllobothriidae
Source: the annotation of a GenBank genome assembly
CAAGGCGCGGAACGGAUACGCCAAAAGGCUGAGGAGAGUCAAGCAGAUACCAAGUCCGACGCCAAGGCGCGUUCUCAGCAGUUUGCUGAUCUCUACAUCGCCUUCCUCAACGAACUCGCAGACUAUCCCAGCGGUCGUGGUAUCCUCACCGUUCGUUGUAUUCUUGAGGCCCAGCAGCACUUCCUUCGCAAGCUCGGUUUCCCGGACGCCUUCUGUCAUCAGAAAAAGGUUCGUCCUGAUGCUGUGUUGUACCCCUUUCAUUCACACAGGCUCUCAUUGGGUAUUGCGAUCCGAGGCAUCACAUCUGGGAAGGACAGUGUGUUAGACCAUCGAUGUCGUUGA